Messenger RNA from Triplophysa dalaica, 922 nucleotides. It is a transcript of the gene psmb4, whose product is annotated as proteasome 20S subunit beta 4. The transcript has 7 exons. The coding region runs from base 11 to 790 and encodes 259 amino acids. The record is from RefSeq and is a predicted model, not a curated record. Lineage: Eukaryota; Metazoa; Chordata; Actinopteri; Cypriniformes; Nemacheilidae. Gene Ontology annotation, cellular component: proteasome core complex.
AAUUGUGAACAUGGAGUCGCACGGAUUGAAGCUGAAUUUCUGGGAGAAUGGACCGAGACCCGGCCAGUUUUACUCAUUCCCAGGUAACAGCAGCAGCAGUACGGCUCCCGGAUGUGGACCCAUCAAGCACACACUCAAUCCCAUGGUAACGGGCACAUCAGUGCUUGGUGUGAAGUUUACUGGAGGUGUGAUCAUUGCUGCUGACAUGCUCGGCUCUUAUGGGUCACUUGCAAGGUUCCGCAACAUCUCCCGUCUGAUGAAAGUCAACAACAACACCAUCCUUGGAGCCUCAGGGGACUAUGCUGACUAUCAGUACCUCAAACAGAUUAUUGAGCAGAUGGUGAUUGAUGAAGAGCUUCUUGGUGAUGGACACACUUACACUCCCAAAGCAAUUCACUCUUGGCUCACACGAGUCAUGUACAACCGCCGCAGCAAGAUGAACCCGUUGUGGAACACAGUGGUCAUUGGUGGAUUUGAAAAUGGAGAGAGCUUUCUUGGGUACGUGGACAAGCUAGGAGUUGCCUAUGAAGCACCAUCAAUUGCAACAGGAUUCGGUGCCUAUUUGGCUCAGCCCUUGAUGAGGGAGGUUCUGGAGAACAAAGUAGAAAUUACUAAAGAUGAGGCAAGGUCACUGAUAGAGCGAUGCCUUAAAGUUCUGUACUACCGGGAUGCACGUUCCUACAACAGGCAUGAGAUCGCCAUUGUGACAGCUGAAGGAGUUGAGAUUAUUGGACCACUGUCAUCUGAAACAAACUGGGACAUCGCCCAUCUGGUCAGUGGUUUUGAAUGAAUGCUAAUCCGGUUUUGGCAGUUGAUCUACAAAUAUGCUCUUAUCUCCACCAGAUCAUUAUUGUAUUGUCAAGACUACAGUUAGAUUUGUUUCUCUCUUUUUUGUUAUACAUUAAUAAAUUUCAUAAUGUUU